Molecule: messenger RNA, 1388 nt
Organism: Rhodofomes roseus
Lineage: Eukaryota; Fungi; Basidiomycota; Agaricomycetes; Polyporales; Fomitopsidaceae
Exons: 4
Coding region: 74-1204 (376 amino acids)
Source: RefSeq, a predicted model, not a curated record
GCGUCUGCUGUCGGUGCCUCCCGCACACACCCAGUCCGCGCCGCCGUGUCCGUGUCCUCGUCUGCUCCGCACCAUGACUGCCGGCUGGACGCAGCAGCAGGUAGCCCGCGCCUGGACGGGCUCGCCGCUCACCAAGGACUUCCGACACCUCCUGCGCAUCCCGCCGCAGUGGCAGAAGCGCGUGUCCCGGCUCGACCCCGUCAUCAAGUUCGUGAAGCCCAAGGACCGCAUCAAGUACUGGAACAUCAUCCCCGGUGACCAGGUCCGCCUGCGCAAUGACAGGAGCGGGAAGAUAUACCAGGUCAACAUGAUUAACCGGCUGUCGAAUAGGAUCAUGUUGAAGAUGGAGAUGGACACCGUGAGUGAAACAACCGGGACGCGAAAGUCCAAUGGAAAGUCGGUACCAUACUCGAAUUGCCAGCUGUUCAUGGGUCAAUUUGAGUUCCCGGCAGAGGGCGACUCAACCCAGGCACAGACCAAGCCUGUGUUUGCCUUGCGCAUGGCCACGGACAACCACAGAUGGGCGGGUUACUACUACACUUGGGACCGGUAUGCUUCUGCGACUGUGCCCCGGCUACCACACUAUAUGCCCGGCGAGCGGGUUAGGGAACUCAUCGCAUGGCCAAAGAAAUCCAGACACAUACGACCGGAUCCUGGUCCGGAUGACACAUCAGAAGAUGUUGUGAUGCGAGUCACCUACACUCCCCCAGCUUUCCCCGUCUUCACUGGCUUGGCCGACCCCCAACCGAAGGCGCCCUCUGAGCAUGAAUACAUUGCUGCCGCACGUAAGCCCAACGACGCCUCGUACGACGCCUCCCAGGUGUUCGAGGUUUUCCUCGCCAAGGAGCUCGCGAACCCGCACUCGCGCGCGAAGAAGCAGGCGCGGUGGCAGUCAUAUCAUCUCUAUAGGCGAUCGCUUCUGCAGAAGUUCAUUAAGGAUGAGCUUGCGAACCUCGACGGGCGGACGCGGCGCGAGGCACAAGCGGAGGCGACGUGGAAGUGGCGGCACGAGCUGGUGCAGGAGCGCAGGGCGGAACUCAAGCGCAGGUGGAAGAACCGCGGCGCGGAGGCAAGCUUGCACCGCAAGAAGACGAGGAAGGUGCGCAAGGAGGAGAAGCGCAAGGAGCGUCUGCGCAAUCUCGUCCUGGAGAACGGCCCGAACCAGGUCAUUCCUCGCUCUGCGAAUGCGAAGAGCCGUGCGUGAUGCCGGAUUCGUCGCGAACCACCCCAAAACACCGUUCUGUGUCCUCUACAUACAUUACGCUAAUUUACCGCUUUGGGCUUAUGCACAUGGGCCGCACUACUGUGUCCUUCGCCGGUGACCGCUCCGAUGUGAUUGUUGCCUCCAUACAGUCAGCUGUCCGGUAGGCUUAAUGCCUCGUAUGCUU